AUGGCUGCGAGCCCUAUCACCGAGGAUGGACGCUUUGUCCACGACAACACCGUUGCUCCCGAGCACCCGAGCCUGAUGAGCAUGUUUUCUCUGAAAGGAAAGACUGCCAUUGUGACCGGUGCCGGCGCAGGCAUUGGCCUUGCUGUUGCUCAGGGACUGGCUGAGGCAGGAGCCAACAUUGCGCUGUGGUACAACAGCAACCCCAAGUGCGAAGAGCGCGCCGCCGAGAUUGCGCAGAAGUACGGCGUGCAGGCCAAGGCCUACAAGGUCCAGGUUACCGAUGCAAAGGCCGUGGAAGAGGCCACUCACACCGUCGUGAAGGAGUUCAAUGGCCGUCUGGAUGUCUUCAUUGCUAACGCUGGCGUCCCGUGGACUCAGGGCCCCAUGGUCGACGGCUCCCUGGAUCACUACCGCGAUGUCAUUGGCAUUGAUCUCGACGGAACCUUCUACUGCGCCAAGGCCGCUGCUACACACUGGCGUCGCCAGAAGGAGGAGGGCACCGACGUCAACGGGAAAAAACUCACCAACUUUACCUAUGGCAGCUUCGUUGCCACCGCUUCGAUGAGCGGUCACAUUGUCAACUUCCCCCAGAUGCAGUCCGCCUACAACGCCGCCAAGUCGGCUGUGAUUCACCUCUGCAAGUCGCUUUCCCUGGAAUGGGUUCGCUUCGCUCGUGCCAACACCGUCUCCCCAGGAUACAUCGCCACCGAGAUCUCGAGCUUCGUUCCCGACGACACCAAGAAGGUCUGGCGCGACAAGAUCCCAAUGGGUCGUGAGGGUGAGGCCCACGAGCUGAAGGGUGCUUACCUCUACCUUGCCUCGGAUGCCUCCAGCUACACCACCGGUGCGGACAUUAUCGUUGACGGUGGCUACUGCGCCCCGUAA
Molecule: messenger RNA, 885 nt
Organism: Penicillium argentinense
Lineage: Eukaryota; Fungi; Ascomycota; Eurotiomycetes; Eurotiales; Aspergillaceae
Product: putative carbonyl reductase
Exons: 3
Coding region: 1-885 (294 amino acids)
Cellular component (GO): intracellular anatomical structure
Molecular function (GO): oxidoreductase activity, acting on NAD(P)H, oxygen as acceptor
Source: RefSeq, a predicted model, not a curated record